CUGGAGGUUGUCCCCAGCCCAGGAAGAGAAGUCCGGAAGAGGCGUGGUCAGGUGAAGARUCUGGAUAGAGGUGGAGGAAAGAAAACACUCACAGGUAGAUAACAGGAACACUUUGUCCGAAACUAGAGACAGAAAUCCAAAGGAUUACGCUUUCAUUUCCGUGCCACCGAACCGAGCCUGGAUUUCGUCGCGUUUCCUGGACCUUGUAGGUAUCUGAUGUGGGGGAUUUGAGGAUUGUUCUUCCCGACGUCUCUGGAGGUUUCGACACCAACAUGAAUCACCUGUUUCGGGCUGUGAGUGGUUGAAGGAACACGGGCAGCAGGUUGGAGGACCGACUUUGAUUCACGGCUUGUGGACCAGGUCAUGGUGAUGGACCAGGACACUCAGUGGUUGUACCAGCUCCUGGCUGAGGUCCAGUUGGAAAAGUUCUACGUACGCAUCCGAGACGGGCUGAACAUUACCCGCAUCGAACACUUUCAUUACGUGAAGGAGUCGGACCUGGAGAACAUCGGAAUCAGCAAACCUGCACAGAGAAGAUUAUGGGAGGCACUGAAACGCUACAAAACACAGUCGCGGUCCCGCUCRACGUGGAUGAACAAGGUGUUCCGUGGUUCAGAUGGAGCGGAGCAGUGGACCGGAGGGACCCAGGUUCCGAGCUCCGAGACCACCGGUGGUCGGACUCUGCCGUCUCUGAUCCAGGACAGCGAGCUGAUUCUGGGGGAGAAGCUGGGCUCUGGGUCCUUUGGGGUGGUGAAGAGGGGGGAGUGGUAUACGCCCACAGGGAAGGUGCUUCCAGUGGCAGUAAAAUCCCUGAAGAGCAGUAUGGCGAAACAAACAGAAACACUGACAGACUUUCUCCAAGAAGUCACCACCAUGCAGUCCUUAAACCACCCUAACAUCAUCCGACUGUACGGUGUGGUGCUCACACAGCCCCUCAAGAUGGUAACAGAGCUGGCUCUGCUGGGCUCUUUAUACGACAUGCUACGAGCGCGUCAGUWCGAGUACCCGCUGCUCCGCCUCUGGCUCUUUGCGACCCAGAUCGCGGCGGGGAUGGACUACCUGGAGAGCCGUAGAUUCAUCCACCGGGACUUGGCGGCGAGGAACGUGCUGCUGUCCUCCAGGGAGAUGGUGAAGAUUGGAGACUUUGGGCUGAUGCGAGGCUUGACUCAGGAGACGGACCAUUACAUCAUGGGAGCACAUAGGAGGAUYCCAUUUGCCUGGUGUGCCCCGGAAAGCCUCCGUAUCGGCUCCUUCUCCCAUGCCUCAGACGUCUGGAUGUUUGGAGUCACCAUGUGGGAGAUGUUCACUUACUGCGAGGAACCGUGGUUCGGUCUGUCUGGUCGACAGAUUUUGUGGCGUGUGGAGCGGGAGGGAGAGCGGCUGGAGAAACCGCCGGAUUGCCCUCAAGAGCUCUACAUCAUCAUGAGGAAGUGCUGGGCUGUCACCCCUGCCGAGAGGCCCAGCUUCGCCCAGCUUUGUGUGAUGGUGGCCGAGGCUAAACCGCUGGAAGUCCAAGCCACAAGAGACUUCGCAGAGCUCAGAAAACUCCCGCUGGCGGCCAACGACGUGGUGACCGUCAUAGACCACGGUCUGGAGUUCAGCGAGUGGCGCGGUCAGAAUCAGAGGACGCUGGUCGUCGGCCUGUUUCCUGCCAGUCUCACCAUUCCCGCCGCCACCCCCAGCAGCAGCAGCAGCGCGGGGCCCAGUCCCGUUGCGAGCACURCCCACAUCUYGGCUCCGGUGAAGGGCAGCCUGCAGCACACGGGGCACGGAGACACCCACCCAGACCGCACCUGGGGAACACCUGAGAGGCUGGAUGACGGCAACUGGAGGACGGCCCAUGGCAGGGAGAGGGAGGGGAGCAAUCUGCAGAAAAUGGCAGGGAUGUCUCAGAGCCUGGAGUCGGUCUUGGGCGGAUCCCGCCCCCGAGCUCACACGGUUGGGGCUUUUAGAGUGGAUCAGCACGGCAGACUCCUGCCUCCAGUGAUGGGGAAUCACAACGUGAUGAUUCAGCAGGAUCCUCGACGCUUCAGCGAGGCCAGCAUUGCUCCGCCUCCUCGGCCCCCGCUCCCCAACAUCAAACGCCUGAACAUUAAAGCCCAAAGGAAACCUGUAGUCCUGCCGGCCUCAGGCCCCUCCUGGCCUAAUCAGAUGAUCCUAUCCCCUCCGGCACAGACGCAACCUCAGAAUCAGUUCUCGCCUCCUCAGCCUGCCUCGGGCUCCAACCUGAUGAAGAUGGCCCAGCUGGCCCGUUCCUCGCCACAGCUGGACGGGGACAUCAAAGAGAGGGAUCGAGACCGAGUGAGGGACAAAACGCACUACGCCCAAAUCACGAAGGAGAGCAUCGUUUCACAGGUGAUGGAGGCGGUGCAUGGAGUGACCACCGAGGAGGUUCAAACUGCACUUCAGCGUAACGACUGGAAUCCGGUGCGGGCCGAGCAACAACUCAAGGUGGAGCAGCUGUACUUACUGAGCCUCUGCUCCAAAGAGGACUGCUUCAAGAUCCUCUCCAGACACCAGUGGGACCUGCAGCAGGCCAGCCGCACCCUGAUCCGACUGUCUCGAGACGAGAGACCCGGCCCCAGUGACAGACCUCAGAUCAGCGCAGAGAGACGAGUCUGAGGAACACUUUAAGCUGAUUUUAUGUUGUUGUUGUUGUUUUUCCAGCUCGUGGAUGUUUGACUGCUUCUUUAUUUUUUAAGCAACGUCCCUCCUUCUGGUGACUGCGACAUGUGGAGUUUCCUUACACAAACUGUUUCAACAUCAGAGCCGCACGGUGCCAAACACAGCAAAGAAAAAUGAAGGAAUGUGAAAAAUCAAAACAUUUUUUUUAAACACAGGGUUUAACAAAGAACUGUUUUUUAAAUACUUUUACAGUUUACUCUGCAUGUUUUGUAAGGAUUUGUGUAWAAUGUAUAAGAAAUAGAUCCAUUGAAUAAACUGACAUUAAAUUUUGAAACA
Molecule: messenger RNA, 2961 nt
Organism: Austrofundulus limnaeus
Lineage: Eukaryota; Metazoa; Chordata; Actinopteri; Cyprinodontiformes; Rivulidae
Gene: tnk1
Product: tyrosine kinase, non-receptor, 1
Exons: 14
Coding region: 364-2622 (752 amino acids)
Biological process (GO): protein phosphorylation
Molecular function (GO): protein binding; protein tyrosine kinase activity; ATP binding
Source: RefSeq, a predicted model, not a curated record